This is a messenger RNA of Sclerotinia borealis F-4128, 1761 nucleotides long. The record is from the annotation of a GenBank genome assembly. Lineage: Eukaryota; Fungi; Ascomycota; Leotiomycetes; Helotiales; Sclerotiniaceae.
AUGAAUGUCUUUGGAUUGUCUACCGCCUACUGGUUCGACGUGUCGCUCAACGGACAAUGUCAAGCCACGGCUUCAACAGGGACGACACCUACAGCUACAGUGGAGAACCCGGAAGCAUUUACCACGAGUAUUACUCUCAAUGUUCAACAAUUAUGGGAUCUAUUCGUAGGACCCGUAGCAACCGCCGCAACCAAUAUCACCGUCUCCGCCACCCCGAUUCCAACAUCCGAACUUAUUCCCCCACCACCACUCUACUACCCUUCCUUUCCAACCGGUGCUCAAGUACCUUUGGCCCCAAAGAAUGAAUCGUGGAAAUUUCCCUCCGGAUUCUGGUGGGGUGUGGCUUCGGCUGCAUAUCAAAUUGAGGGUGCUGUUGCUGAUGAAGGUAGAGGUCCUAGUGUGUGGGAUGUUUUUACACAUAACGCUGCUGCAAAAAUAACGUUGUUUAAUGAUACGGGGGAUGUGGGAGAUAAUCAGUAUUAUUUAUAUAAACAAGAUAUUGCUAGAAUUGCAGCUCUUGGUGUUCCAUAUUAUUCAUUCUCGAUUUCUUGGUCUAGGAUUUUACCUUUUGGGAGGGGUCCGGUUAAUGAGCUUGCUUUGCAGCAUUAUGAGGAUCUAAUCGAUACUUGCAUUGAAUAUGGUGUUCAGCCCGUCGUGACAUUAUACCACUGGGAUCUACCUCUCUUCCUCCAAAAUACUUACGGCGGCUGGCUAUCCCCAAACAUCGUCGAAGAUUUCGUCGCCUACGCCAAAAUAGUAUUUUCCCGCUACGGCCACAAAGUCCCCCACUGGUUCACCAUGAACGAACCCAUCGUAUUUUGUACCUCAUACCCCUACCCCACCCACUACUUCACCCGCACCAGCAUCCCCCCCAAACAGCAACCCUACUACUGCGGCCACCACGUGCUCCUCGCCCACGCCGAAACCUACCACCUCUUCCAAUCCCUGUCCCUCCCCGGAACCCUCAGUUUCAAAAACAACGGCGGCCACAAAAUCCCCUUCUCAAAUUCCUCACUUGAUACCCUAGCCGUCCAACGCGCUUGGGAUUUCAACGAAGGCUGGUUCGCAAACCCCGUAUACAUCAAUGGAGACUACCCACCCCACCUCAAAACUUACCUCGACACUAUCCCCCUCACUUUUACCGCGUCUCAGAAAUCCCGCAUCAAUGGCACCGCUGAUCUUUUCGCUCACGACGCAUAUACAUCUUCCUAUUACAUGGCGCCCGAUUCGGGAAUCGAGGCCUGUACGUCGAAUUCUUCGCAUGAACUGUUUCCAGGUUGUUACAAUACGACGAAUGUGGGGGAAAACGGGUGGUUAAUUGGAGCGGCGGCGGAUCCGUUGGCGUCUUGGUUGCAUAGUGCUGUGGAUUGGGUUCCGGCGUUUUUGAAAUAUAUUCAGGAGACUUGGCCUAGUAGGGGGGGAAUUGUAGUUUCGGAAUUUGGUUUCGCAGAACCCUUUGAAUAUCAAAAGACUCUCCUCUCAGAUAUCCGCACCGAUACCAGUCGAUCCCUUUAUUACAAACAAUAUAUGGAAGCGAUCUUACUAGCUAUUAGCGAGGGGAUAAAUGUGGUUGGAUGUUUAGCUUGGAGUAUUAUGGAUAAUUUGGAGUGGAGGGAAGGUUACCACGUCAAAUUCGGAAUGCAGUAUGUUAAUUUUACCACGGGCGAACGAUUUUAUAAAGCAAGUUUCUUCGAGUAUGUGAAUGCGUUUGUUGUUUAUGCGGAGGAUGAGGUUGUGCCUGUUUUAGGGGGGGUAGAUUGA